Aureobasidium subglaciale EXF-2481 is the source of this 891-nucleotide messenger RNA. RefSeq lists its product as uncharacterized. Gene Ontology annotation, biological process: adenylate cyclase-activating G protein-coupled receptor signaling pathway. Gene Ontology annotation, cellular component: plasma membrane. The record is from RefSeq and is a predicted model, not a curated record. The transcript has a single exon. Lineage: Eukaryota; Fungi; Ascomycota; Dothideomycetes; Dothideales; Saccotheciaceae. The annotation marks the transcript as partial. Gene Ontology annotation, molecular function: G protein-coupled receptor activity.
CACUACCCCUCGCCAUACAGCCUGUCGCCUCUCGGUUCGGUACUCAAGAAGGGACUUAUGGCACCAGGUCUACUUGGAUUACUAUCUGUCAUCACAACACUCGGCCUCCUGGGCUUCAUCGUCUAUCGAUUCUCAACAUGGAGGCGACACUACAAAACAUAUGUCGGCUAUAACCAAUACGUCGUACUUUGUAUGAAUUUGUUGAUCGCCGACUUCAUACAAGCUGUGUCCUUUCUCUUCUCGUUCCACUGGAUCAGAAAAGAUGGCAUCUUUGCACCCUCAUCGGCCUGCUUCGCACAAGGCUUCCUUCUCAACAUUGGCGACUUGACGUCUGGCUUCUUCGUCAUGGCUAUUGCCUUUCAUACAUUCUAUACUGCAGUCAAGGGUCGUCGUAUCGGCCACGUCGGGUUCAUUGCGUCAGUACUUUCUGUUUGGGCUUUUGCCAUGAUCCUGAGCAUCAUCGGUCCAAUCCAAUACAAGGACAAAUACUUUGUUCGUGCGGGCGCCUGGUGUUGGGCUGGACAGCAGUACCAAACGGAUCGACUCGCUUUGCACUACCUCUGGAUUUUCAUUGUUCAAUUCGGAACGAUCAUCGUCUACCUCUUUGUCCUCAUUCGACUGCGAGCAGCUGUAGCGGCUGUGGUACCAUCGGUCAGAGUGCAGUCAUCCAGCUAUGCCAAAGUCGACCGAGCAGCCAAGAUGAUGGUUCUCUACCCUUUGGCUUACAUCGUCCUCACGCUUCCUCUGUCAGCCGGCCGCAUGUGGAGCAUGGCACACCACGAAAAGAGUCUACCCGACUCCUAUCAAUGCGUAGCCGGCGCUCUUCUCGCUAGCUGUGGCUGGGUAGACACCCUCCUCUAUACUCUGACACGCAAGGCCCUGAUUAACGGC